Messenger RNA from Annulohypoxylon truncatum, 2337 nucleotides. RefSeq lists its product as uncharacterized. Bases 440 to 1963 code for a protein of 507 amino acids. The transcript has a single exon. The record is from RefSeq and is a predicted model, not a curated record. NCBI's taxonomy places the organism in Eukaryota, Fungi, Ascomycota, Sordariomycetes, Xylariales, Hypoxylaceae.
UGUAAAAGCCUAUAGUUAACCACCAUUUAAUGACAUUCCGGCUUCGUCACCCAUAGCAGUGGCUAAAGCCACCAUAGAAACAUUUAUCUGAGUGCAUAUAACUCGGGUGCUAAUGAUUGGAUGAAGACUAGUAGAUGAUUACAUGGCUGCGGCACGACUUUAUAAGGGGCUUCUUGUCCGACACACCAUAUGCUGUUUUACGCCCGACCACCCGAGGGGUACGCAACAUAAUGUCCGAUUAGAUUGCCCGGACUCAGGGCUACGGGACCUUAUAAGUAAAGGUCGUCUUCCUGUCGAAGCGAGAAAGAAGCUAGAGAUUAGAGUGCCACUACUUAUUUUACCCCUUACUAGCUGCUUAUUCCUAUCACCCUAUUUUUAACAUUGGCUACAUUAAGGUCAAUUACCAGGUGUGUAGCUUUGGUGCCUUAAAGACUCCAAGAUGACCGACCCCGCGAUACAUGCCCUGGCAAUAAGCGCUCCCGAAUUCGUUGAAAGAGUACUUGGAGACUGGGACAACAUCGAUCAUAGACGAAAGGGAUAUAACAACUCUACAUUCUUGGCGAAUGAGUUGAAGCUAUUUGGCCUACCAGAGCGUCGCAAUAUGCUCAAGGCUGACUUAGAGCUAGCCCGUGUCAUUUCUCAAGACUUAAAAGAAGAGAAGUUCAAGCUCGAAUUGGCAGACUGUUUCAAAGGGUUCAUUGAUGUGCUCAAAGCCAUUUCACAUGUGGCUGAUACUGUUUAUGAGGAAAUGGGGCGUAAUUGCGAAUCAUGUACGCCAAAAGCCAACAACCAACUGAAGGAUCUGAUCGCAUCCUUCGAAGAGAAGUCUGCCGCAUUUCAUCAAAUGAUUUUUAGCCUGGCCGCAAACGUCAAGGAAACGUCGGCUUGUCUGGUAGCAAGCAAAGACUUGAGGCUCAUCGACCAACCAACCAAGUCCCCAACGAUUAGUGGAAGGACAUAUCCAGCAAAAGCGUCGUAUACCCAGUCCGAGAAUGAUCUGCCCACCGAAGAGGACGUUCUGGUCGAGAAGAUAUACACUGUUAUAAAAUAUAAGAAGGAUAUGGCUGCGGGUUGCCAGACACUGGCAUCCAAGUUGAUGCUUGCAGGACCCAAUUGGAACAUACCACGCCUGAUAUGUUAUCGAAACGAUGAAAAGACGAAUUGCAUGGAUUUCAUUUUCAAGUACCCUCAUCCAGAGUUGAAGCUGCUUAGCCUACACCAAUUGUACACGAACGGCAGACCAGAGCCAACAUUAAAUAUUCGCUUGAAGUUGUGCUAUCAGAUCGCCGCCGCCGUGCUUCAGGCAUACGUACUCGGUCUUACCCAUAAACACAUACAACCCCAGAAUCUCCUCGUGUCCACCAGAGAAGAUAACAUAUGUGUAGAACAGGCCUCUCUCAUCUUAACUGGCUGGCUAAACCCUUGUUCGAGUGAGUGUCAGCAGAAGAGCGAGUCAGCCUUCUCCGAACUCAUUCAUCAGUACCCGAACUAUAGAUGCCGGGGGGAUACGCCCAACGUGGACUACAACAUUGGCUAUGACAUCUAUAGUAUGGGCGUGUGUAUGCUUGAACUGCUCACAUGGGAGCUCCUGGUUCGACCAGUUGGCACCGAAGAGGUUCUAUCUGCUGCUUAUCAGCGCGAAUUUGAGCGUCAAGAAAAUGGCCAAACUUCAGAUACCCCUUCAAACAAUGACCUCAGCGAUGAUAAGAAUCACGAAUCACUUAUACAGCGCUACACGAAGGAUUCGGAGAAGGUAAAGAAUACCCUUAUUGCCAUAACGGAAACUGAGGUCCGAAAAAGGGCUGGUGACAAUAUGGCGGACUUAAUUUGUCGAUGCCUUAAUUGCUUGGAUCCUAAGACUGGACUAUAUGAUGUGGACACUCUGCAGCAAAAAAGUAUUGUGGUACAAAUAUUCCGUGACGAAAUCUUUCAGAGAUUCAACAGGCUGCUAUCUGUCAUUUAAAGUAUAGCCCUUUACUUACAUACCUAGGUAGAGUAUUGUAUUUUAAUAAUAUUGUAUUUUGAGCAUUGUUAUGCGUUUUUUUCCGAAACCGACCAAUCAAAUCGCGGAUAUUUGCACCGCAUAGAACAAUUACCCCUUACCAAAAGCUCCGUGAUCUUCGAACUCAAAUAACUUCUUCAAUACCCCAUUUGAUGGGCUGCAGCAAACCUUAAAAUUCUUUUCUCAAUUAGGCGAACAACUUGAAUCUAGUUGCACCUUUUUAAGCCUUCUCUUUAUUGAGCUCGAUAUUAAAAGGCAAAUUCCUCACCCUAAAUAAGAUCCAAAGUGAUGCAACGAGUUUAUUUCAGUUGAGCUGAUUCGGCGCAAUGGAUUGA